CAUAAUUUUAUGAUGUGACAACCGUGGUGGUAGCACUUUCAUAUUUGCGCCAAUUCUUCUUCCGUUGCCGCGAAAGCUAUGCACUAGUGUUUUUGGAGUAAAUAUGCCAGCAAAAAGAAGCUUUGUGUUGAACAAUUUCAAGAAUUGGGGUGCGAAGAAACCUACAUGCAAGCACUGUUCGUCACAAAUCAGCUACAAUGGAGGAUCGGUGGGAAACCUCAAACGGCAUAUGAAAUUAAAGCACCCUUUUAUUCCUUGGCAAGGCUCAAUCCAUGACAAUGAAGACAACGAAGACGACACGCCAGUAGAGCAACCGAAUCAGACGCAGCCAUCGGCACAAAGUGAACACCUUUCGCAGAGGGAGUCGCAGCAACCGGUAAUUACAAAUUAUAUAUCAAAGCAGCCAACCACCAAAAAGGCGGAUAAAAUCAACCAUCAACUAGUCAAGAUGAUAGCUAAAGGCCAUCAUGCGCUGCGUUUAGUGGAAGAGCCGGAGAUGGUGAAAUUUGUCAGCAUGGUAUCACAGUGCGGCGGUUAUAAAUUACCCGCCAAGAAAACUUUGUCUCAAAGCUUGAUACCAAAAGUUUAUAAUGAUUUAGAAUCAGAAAUUAAAAGCCAAUUGCAAGAUACAUUUGCAGUUUGUCUCACAACCGACGGCUGGACGUCUUCUACCAACAUCAGUUACAUUGCUGUAACUGCUCAUUUUAUUGAUAAAAACACCACGCUUUGUUCUGCUCUCUUGUGCUGCAGAGAGCUUGAUUGUAGUCAUACUGGUGAAAAUUUAUAUGGGUUUUUAAAAGAAGUGACUGCGAAUUGGGGUAUAUCGAAUAAAGUCGCCGCCAUAGUUACCGACAACGCUGCAAAUGCAUUAAGUGGCGUAAGGUUAGGGGAGUGGCGUUCCAUAGGUUGUUUUGCACACCUACUUAAUUUGAUUGUUCAGAAAGCAAUUACUGGAAUCCCGGCAGUUGUAGACAAAGUUAAAAAUAUUGUUGUAUAUUUCAACCGCAGUAGCCAAGCUUUAAAAAAAUUAAAGGACUUUCAAGUAGAAAUGCAAUUGCCUAUUUUAAAAUUGAAGAAAAGUGUGCCAACGCGAUGGAAAUCUACAUACGAUAUGUUGGCUCGUAUAAUAGAAGUUAAAGACGCUGUUAUGAGCACAAUUGCCAUUUUGAGACCCGAUCUUAUUAUAGACACCAUUGAAUGGGAGAUAAUAGAAGGAUCUUUACCAUUACUUAAGCCUUUUUAUGGCAUCACUACGGGAAUCUCUUCUGAAAUAGAUGUGACGCUAUCUAAAGUUAUCGUUUUUAUCAAUCUUAUUCAAAGGUAUUUAGCAAAGACUUCGCCAAAAAACGAAAAGCUUUCAUUGUUUUAUAGAUCUUUGAGGCAGGGUUUUAGAGAACCAAAUGCGUGUGAUACUGCUAUUCAAAACCUUAAAAAUAAGAUUGUACAGACGGAUUAUUCUCAAACUGAAACAAAAGUUGUGAUUCCCGAUUCGCAGGCGCAAGCUGUUAACAAUAUUUGGUACGAUUACGACAAAGAUGUCAGAAAUAUUGUAAAGCCUCAGAACAAAACUGUAGCUGCGAUUGUAGAAGUGAAUAGAUAUUUGAGUGAACCCUAUUUAGAUCGCAACCAUAAUCCACUGGAAUGGUGGCAUGUGCGCAAGGAAACAUAUCCCAAUCUAUACAGGCAUAUUUUGAAAAGAUUUUGUAUAGUGGCUACAUCGGUGCCUUGCGAAAGGGUAUUCUCUAGCGCGGGCCUAGUAAUAAGAGACGUACUUUACUGA
Rhagoletis pomonella (apple maggot) is the source of this 1780-nucleotide messenger RNA. RefSeq names its product zinc finger BED domain-containing protein 1-like. NCBI's taxonomy places the organism in Eukaryota, Metazoa, Arthropoda, Insecta, Diptera, Tephritidae. Gene Ontology annotation, molecular function: protein dimerization activity; DNA binding. The coding region runs from base 104 to 1780 and encodes 558 amino acids. The transcript has 2 exons. The record is from RefSeq and is a predicted model, not a curated record.